Messenger RNA from Trifolium pratense (red clover), 951 nucleotides. Its product is annotated as zinc finger protein GIS-like. The record is from RefSeq and is a predicted model, not a curated record. Gene Ontology annotation, biological process: negative regulation of abscisic acid-activated signaling pathway. The transcript has a single exon. NCBI's taxonomy places the organism in Eukaryota, Viridiplantae, Streptophyta, Magnoliopsida, Fabales, Fabaceae. The coding region runs from base 1 to 951 and encodes 316 amino acids.
AUGGCUUCCGAAUCCUCUAGCAUCUCUGCCACUUCACAAGAUCGAGGCGAUUCUUCCAACUCAAAAAAAGUGGUGGUCACGAAGGAGAUCGAACAAGAUCAAUCAUCAAACUCAAAUUCCAAAAACCCUGUCGAUUUCGUGAAGCUAUUGAAAGACGAUUCGGUUCCUAUGGCGAAUGUGCAAGAGCAUAAUUUUUUUAGCCCUAUUCAAGUCGGUUCGUCAUCUCGUUUUCCUAUUACCAACAAUGAAGCGAAAGAUGAGAAUGAGAGUGAAGACAAAAAUUCGGAUUCAAGGUCUUUUUCAUGCUCUUUUUGCAAAAGACAAUUUUCUACUUCACAAGCGUUAGGAGGACACCAGAACGCUCAUAAGGCAGAACGUGCCUUAGAAAAGCAACGGAAACAAAGGUAUGAUGGUGGUGCUUUAGGUUUAGGACAACCUCUUUUUAGCCCUUAUUAUAGUUAUCCAAACACUCUUUUUACACCCCCUUAUUAUAAUAGGGCACUUGGGACUAGAAUGGAGUCCAUGAUUCAAAAACCAUCUUAUAUUAAUCCUAGGUUUACCCCACUUAGUAUUGGGUAUAGUCAUGGUGCUUUGUGUUUGCAAGAGAUAUUAAGCCCUUCUCUUAUGUCAUUGAGAAAUAUGGGGGGUGGUAAUAGUGGGAUUGGAAAUCUAAGCAUUGGUGGUGCAACUACUUUAAAGAUUGAAGAUGGUUCCAAAAAUAAAUUAAAGAUUGAAGAUGGUUCAAAAAAUAAAAUUAGUGAUAUUCUAAAAUUUGGAGAGUCUUCUACAAAUAUUGCUACAAGUUCAAACUCAAACUCAAACAUAGAGAAGAAAAAUAGUGUGGCUCUUACUUCAACUAAGGAUGAUAUUCAUCAAUCAAAGUCCAACAUUGAAGAAGAAACCUCCAAUUCUGAUGAAUCAUGUGGACUUGAUUUGUCACUUAAGCUUUAA